Messenger RNA from Parastagonospora nodorum SN15, 126 nucleotides. RefSeq lists its product as hypothetical. The transcript has 2 exons. NCBI's taxonomy places the organism in Eukaryota, Fungi, Ascomycota, Dothideomycetes, Pleosporales, Phaeosphaeriaceae. The record is from RefSeq and is a predicted model, not a curated record. Bases 1 to 126 code for a protein of 41 amino acids.
AUGACAGUAGAGAAUGUGGAGAUGUUUCGAUUUCGACAGCAGGAGCCUGCGUAUACCUUUAGUUCAUCGGAUGAUCUGGCUGCUGCCGCACACCUCUCACUUUCCACCGUCAAGGAGAACGAUUAA